CAUACAAACGCUGCAGCUUCACCAAAAGUGGACACGACGAAGACGGCAACAACGCAGCAGUCUCGGCCUGGCGCCACUGGGAACUCAGUGACCAACGAGUGGACUGCACAGCUGAAAAAUGAUCUCGGAAUUGGCAGUAGCGCGGCCACGAAAACGAGCACCGCGCAGUCGACGGUUGUGGUACCAAAAUCGCCACUACAGAACGUGAAAACGACACAGGCGGGUGCAGCAGCACCUCCAGCACGGCAGUCGAGAACCGUGGAAUUUGUGUCCGGCGACCCGACUGGCCCGUCGCUGCCCGAGUACCAGUUCGAAUUCAACGGGGACGAGAGCGUCGAUCAUGCGGAAGACGUCUACGCCUCAUCGGCCAAGUCUCAUACCAUCAACAGCCAUCCUUCACCCGCAAAGAUCGAAGUGAGCGCCGAUUCGUCGUCUUCGAUGCUCUCCAAUGGUCCGAUGGCUGAUUACUCGGCAACGAUCAACUCGCAACCGCCACCGGCACCGCCUAAGGCAAGAUUUUUUGGUAGGACACCAAGAAGAAAGAGUGUGAAAUUAUUGAACUUUUUUUAA
Gongylonema pulchrum is the source of this 570-nucleotide messenger RNA. NCBI's taxonomy places the organism in Eukaryota, Metazoa, Nematoda, Chromadorea, Rhabditida, Gongylonematidae. The record is from the annotation of a GenBank genome assembly.